AUGUUCGCGGUCACGACGCCCGUGGGGAUCGCCAUCGGGCUGGCGGUGUUCGGGCCUGGCGAAAGCGAAGGAGUAAAACUAGUACUGCUCACGGGCGUGAUGUCCGCGCUUUCGGCAGGAAUGCUCAUAUAUGCGACGUGCGUUGAGAUGCUCGCGGGUGAUUUUGUGCUCGACCCACAUCUGUGGCGCUCUAGUGUCGGCCGGCAGGCUCUCGCGCUGUGUGCACUGCUGGCAGGUGUGGCUGCGAUGGGGGCGGUUGGAAUCGUUGGAGAGUAG
Laetiporus sulphureus 93-53 is the source of this 276-nucleotide messenger RNA. RefSeq lists its product as uncharacterized. Gene Ontology annotation, molecular function: zinc ion transmembrane transporter activity. Gene Ontology annotation, biological process: zinc ion transmembrane transport. The record is from RefSeq and is a predicted model, not a curated record. Gene Ontology annotation, cellular component: plasma membrane. NCBI's taxonomy places the organism in Eukaryota, Fungi, Basidiomycota, Agaricomycetes, Polyporales, Laetiporaceae. The transcript has 3 exons. The coding region runs from base 1 to 276 and encodes 91 amino acids.